GGCGGAGCGCGCCGCCCGCUCCAUCCCUGCCCAGAGCGGAGCCGGCGCGCGCGCAGGACCUCAGCGAACCGAGCGGAGCCACCUCAGCGGCAGCAGCUCCAGCUUCUCUGUGUGCCUUUGCAAAACCAGGAUAAAGUGCCAGGCAUUUGACUUCUCUGCGCCGCCUUUGCAAAGUGGAAUAACCAUGACCACCUUGAAGGCUCCACUGAUUCUCCUGCAGGACUCAAGAUGAGGUCAUGGCCCAUGCUCUCCCGUGGACCCCAGAUGGAGAGGCCGUAGUAAUUGACCCCCAUCACGUCGUGGAUGGGAGCAGCCACCUGCUAUGGAGAAGGCUGCAGCCAUGUUUCCACCUGAUGCCUCCCACAGAAAACCAAAGCCACCUCCAGACUCCUGCCCCAGUGCCUCAGUCUCCAUGCCCAAACUGGAGAGUAGAAAUCUGCCCCGCCCUGGGAGGAAACCGGCUCUGCAGGAGGCUGUUUGAAGAAGGGGUUUGAACCAGGAACCUCACUUCGAGGACUCGCUGUCCCUCAUUUUUAUUCAAACUCAUGCCUGACACCUCCUAGGAAACGGCUUUAUUUAUUUCUAGGAAAACAGCACCGGGAUGAUCACUGCAGACUCCCCAGAUUUGGACACUUCUUUGGCUCUGCCCGGGAGCCUGGAGCCCAGAGGUUGACCUCACUGACACACUGGGGAGCAGGAAGAGAAUCAACGAGGGGCCUUGGGCAAAGGAAGGAGCCAUAGGGUCCCAGGAUGGCAUCCAACAGCACAGCCUCUUCCUCUUGUCUGGACCCUCUUGCGUUCAAGGUCACUGUCAGCUUGAUCCUCAUCCUCCUCAUCUUCAUCACCAUCGCCGGCAAUGUGGUGGUCUGCCUGGCGGUGGGCUUGAACCGCCGGCUCCGCAGUCUGACCAACUGCUUCAUCGUAUCCUUGGCCGUCACUGACCUGCUCCUCGGCCUCCUGGUGCUGCCCUUCUCGGCCUUCUACCAGCUGUCUUGCAGGUGGAGCUUCGGCAAGGUCUUCUGCGAUAUCUAUACCAGCCUGGAUGUCAUGCUUUGCACGGCCUCCAUCCUCAACCUCUUCAUGAUCAGCCUCGACCGGUACUGUGCGGUCACGGACCCCCUGCGCUACCCUGUGCUGAUCACUCCUGCCCGGGUCGCCAUCUCCCUGGUCUUAAUUUGGGUCAUUUCCAUCACCCUGUCCUUCUUGUCUAUCCACCUGGAAUGGAACAGCAGCAGGAUGGAUCCCAGCGGGGCCAAUCACACCAUCUCCAAGUGCAAAGUCCAGGUCAACUUGGUGUACGGCCUGGUGGACGGACUGGUCACCUUCUACCUGCCUCUGCUGGUCAUGUGCAUCACCUACUACCGCAUCUUCAAGAUUGCCCGGGAUCAGGCCAAGAGGAUCCAUAACAUCAGCUCCUGGCGGGCAGCCACCAUCAGGGAGCACAAAGCCACAGUGACUCUGGCCGCCGUGAUGGGGGCCUUCAUCAUCUGCUGGUUCCCCUACUUCUCUGUGUUUGUUUACCGUGGGCUGAAAGGGGAUGAAGCCGUCGACGAGACCGUCGAAGCCGUCGUCCUAUGGCUGGGCUAUGCCAACUCGGCACUGAACCCCAUCCUGUACGCCGCUCUCAACAGAGACUUCCGCACGGCAUACCAGCAGCUCUUCCGCUGCAGCCCCACCAGCCACAAUGCCCACAGAACUCCUCUGAGGUCCAACAGCUCUCAGCUGAUGAGGAAUCAAAGCCGAGAAACCAGGUGGCAGGAAGAGAGGCCCCUGAGGCUCCAGGUGUGGAGUGGCGCCGAGGUCGCCGCCGCCCAGGGAGCCACAGACAGGAAGCCAGCGCUGUCCUGCACCGUGUGCUCCAACAACCUUCUGAGCUGCUGCAAGAGCCUUUGGGCACUUAGGUUCCUCCAGAGACACGUGGGAGGCCCCUCCGAGGAACAGCCAGGGGAGCCGCUGGCCGAGGAGCCCCCAAAGACACCACCCCAGGAAGCGGUGAGGACACUGCCCUCCGAGGCUGUCUAGACCCAGCCUCUGGACGCUGAAGAUAUUGGCUCUUGGUCACCAAGAUUUGACUCCUGGAGCCACUAAGGGUCCAGCAGCACCCCCUCCCUCAAACCACCUAGCCUGAGCCUGGGGUCCUCCCGCCUAGGGUGGGGCAGCCUGGUCUGUGCCCUGACUCCCCUGGGUGCCUGCAGCUGCGCUGAAUCUCAUGGGUUCAAAGCUCACGCUGGUGCUGGCCCUGAGUCAUGAGCAGAGACCCGAGGACUUUCAGGGAUGCAAGCUCAGGUGUGUACACGGACGCGAAUGUGUGGAAACACGCGUGCCUUCUGAGCCUGGCAGAAAGUGUUGCCACGAAGCGAUCACGUCUCCCUCCCUUGUGGGUUCGGCAGAAUGAAGGGAGAGAGGGGAGAGGGAAGGAAAGGACAAGGAAGGACAUUAGCCUUUGAUGAAGACCUACUAUGCGCCAGGUACUUCACUCACAGGAGCUCAUGUAAUCCUUACAAUGUGCGGCAGGGACCACCUACCUCCCUUCACAGCGCUGGAGACUGAGGCUUCGAGAAGAACCAGGCCGGCCCGGGGCCCCUCAUCUAGAAAGUGUGCCUGGAAUGUGGGAGGCACUUGAGAAGUAGUUGUUGAAGGAAGAAGGGAACAGAUGAAUGGACAAACGGGAGGAUGGGUGUAAAUCCAGGCCUCCAGCCCAGGCUCUUGACACUACACUGCCUCUCUAGAGAGGCCACGGUAUGUCCUUGACUCAGCCAACCCUCCUGCUAGCGAGGCUCAGACCCAGAGCCUGGCUGGUGGGGGUGGGGGGGUCCCUUCAUGCUGCAGUACUCACCCUCUCUGGUGCUUUCCAUAAAGAAGGAGUGGCGUGGAGCAGACUUGCUGGGGAAAGUGUUUGGGGCCAUGAGGAGAGGCAGCUGGAGGCAGGGAGGGACGCAACAGGUGUGAAAAGGUGAAUUGGCCCUGCAGCGCCCCCUGCUGGAUGGAUGUGUGAUCUGGGCGUGGCAGUGGAUGCCUAUGAGCGGCCCUUUACUCCUCGGUCCAGUGGAGGGAAAGCUCCCCUUUCCUAUUUACAGGCUUGUCGAAGAGACCCAAGGAGGUGGAGGAGGUGACAGCCCCAGAAAGAUGAGGGUGUCCGUGGGCUCUCCUCGCUGCUGCUGCCCCUUCCUGAAUCCACCCUUCCCUGGGUUCCAAGGCUCCUUUCUGGCGUUCCCCUCCCAGUCCACUGGUACCUUUCAAGCCCUCUUCCUGCUCGCCAUCCUCUCCCCAGCCAUCAGAUGUGGCCACUCCCCAAGGCUCUGUCCUGAGCCUUCUCCUCUGGCUGCAAUUUCCAGCCCUCUGAGGCCUCGUCCACUCUGUCUCAUCAGAAGUUACCAGGAGUCUUAUCUCUAAUGAGAUUACUCACAGCUUUGCAUCUGGAUCCCAGGCUCCUUCUGUGAGCUUUCGACCAACUUUCACAGCUGCCUGUCCACAGCUGCACCUUGCCCUUCUUCCCGCACCUGCUCCUCUUCCAGGGUCCUCUUAGACAGAAGCUCUGCCAUUGCUUCCGAGGUCAAUCUUGGUACCAACCUUCUCCCAGCUCCUCAGAGUCCAUCCUCUCAAAUCCUGACUCCUCUGUGUACCACCCUUUACUUGGUUCUAUCCACCUGCCCUGUCAUCCCUCAAUCCCACUGCCAUCCCCUCCAUCAGGACAAUUGAAAUGGCUUCAUGACAGGUGCCCGUAUUCCCCACUUGCCUCCCUCCAGUCCACUCUCCACCCUGCAGCCACAGUGGAGCUGUGUGAACCACAAAACCAUGGAGAAUCCAUCUUACAGGAAGUCUGCCCACCCCACAGGGUCAGCCCUGACCGGCCCCUCCAACCUCCUCCUCCUCACGCUCCCCUCCAUCUCUUCACCCAACUCCACCGGAAUUCUCCUUCGAGCUUGUUCAUCUCACUGCUCCUUGCAGCUACCAGACGACACACAGCACUGUUCCCAUGACUUGGGAAGCUUCUCUUGCCUUUUCAGCCACAGGAUCUCAGAUGAAAUAUUACUUCCUGACCCUAUUAGUCCAGGCUUCCCACCCCCACCCUCCAGAACUGUCCUUGGAAGCCACAGGCAUGGUUGUCAUUUACAGUCAUCUGAGUGGUUCCCUGAUCCCUGUUCAUCUCCCCCACUCAGGAGGUCGAGUCCUGCCUGUUUUGUUGACCACUGGUGUCCAACCUUGUUGAAGACUGGCCUACACAGUAGGUGCUUUAAGUAGCUUAUUUGCUAAUAUACCUAAAGGCAUGAUUUGCCCCAAUGGCCCCCAGAGAUGCUCAGUCUUUUGGCUGGAUUCCUUCUGGACAUCCCAGAAUCCCCUCCUUGGAAGUUUUCCCAGGAGUCUGAGUCUCUGGGUCAUGGCCAAGUAAAUGGAGCAUAAAACUGGUCUGUCUGUCUGUCUGUCUGAUUGAUCACAGACUCAGCUGGUGAGGUCUGAGGUCCAGGUGCCCAUGUGCCCUCUGCCACUGCAGGUCUCUGAGCUGCCCCCACCCUCCUGGCGCCCCCUGUUGGCUGCAGAAGUGGGGCGCAUGCUGCCUGGAGGAGAAGCAUCUGGAGUGGGACCCCAAAUCCAUGUUUUGUGUUACCGUCAUGUUCCAAUAAAGCUAUCAAGACAGA
Phacochoerus africanus (Common warthog) is the source of this 4637-nucleotide messenger RNA. It is a transcript of the gene HRH2, whose product is annotated as histamine receptor H2. The record is from RefSeq and is a predicted model, not a curated record. The transcript has 4 exons. Gene Ontology annotation, molecular function: histamine receptor activity; G protein-coupled serotonin receptor activity; neurotransmitter receptor activity. Gene Ontology annotation, cellular component: membrane; dendrite. Bases 751 to 2022 code for a protein of 423 amino acids. Gene Ontology annotation, biological process: gastric acid secretion; G protein-coupled receptor signaling pathway, coupled to cyclic nucleotide second messenger; positive regulation of vasoconstriction. Lineage: Eukaryota; Metazoa; Chordata; Mammalia; Artiodactyla; Suidae.